GUACACAUGUAUAAGUAGCUACGUGAUUGUGAGCGGAAAACCCGGCAAGGAAUGUGCGCUACUGAGUAAACUGUCCGGAAUAAACUGUUGAAGCUGGCGGAGUUUUGGUGUUGCUGCUUCCGAGGUUGCAGUUCUUGCUCCUCAAAACGUAUGGUAACAACCAAUCCAGGAAUGGCUGAUGAUAGAGAAAGAGGUACUGGUGGCAGAGGAUGCGAUGUUACACACAAGAAGAAAGAAGAGUUGCAGGACUUGAAUAAUGAAAUGGACACCUUUAUGAUGAAGGUGGAAGAAAAGUUUCGUUCUCUCCAAGAGGAACUGGAGGAAGUGGCAAAGAAGAAGGAAGAUUACUAUGAGGGGCGGCAGAGAAUGGAGGAGGAGUACAAACAGAGUCGUGAACGUGAGUUGCUACUGACGAGGCAGAGCAGAUAUGACUUUGAGGGUUGGUGGGAAUGUGCUAAAGAAACAUUAAAGGAGACGGAAGUUGGCAUUCAAAAGAGAAUGGAAGAGAUACCUGAGGUCAAAAGAGAAACCUGCAAAUCUUUCAUUCAAAACAGGACAUUGUUGGGGAAAAAGGUAAAUAAUGUUGCUAAUUAGCCAAACCUACUGAAGAUAGAUGUUUUGUGUAGGGAAGUGAAGGUUGGCUGGGAUCCAUUGAAGAAGAAGACUACUUUGUCUGCUCACAAUGCAUAAUAUUCCAGCAGGAGCGAGAUGACAUAACCAAAAAACUUGACGAAUCAAGGAGAGAGAAUGAAGUACUCAAACACAAGGUAGACUGUAAUAUUAAUAGAAAAUUUCACGUUAGGUAACAUUCUAGUUGAGACAUACUAAAAAUGUCUAUGAGGACGAGAAGAGGAAACUAAGCACUCGAAUCAGUGAAAUUGAGGAGUCUCAUAGAGAUUCAACAGUCAGUGGUGGUCCAGUUGUUCUCUCUGGAAUCAACCUGACGGCUGACAUUGAGAAGUAUCGUAAACUGAUUGACGAAACAAAGAGUUUUGUUGAGAAAUGAAAGCAGGA
Geodia barretti is the source of this 1014-nucleotide messenger RNA. Lineage: Eukaryota; Metazoa; Porifera; Demospongiae; Tetractinellida; Geodiidae. The record is from the annotation of a GenBank genome assembly.